AUGGCCGAGCAUUCUGCCAAUACAGGGGUAUCUCUCCCCAAACGAUUGGCUAAUUUCACAAAUUCCACUGCCGGUCUAGAAAAGACUCUUCGUCUGAUUCAAGCUCUGGCCCAGUUUCAUGAUAUGAACGUCUGGCUGGUUCCUUGGUACACCACAGUUCUCAUCGAAGCUAACAAGUUCUGGUUCUAUUCCAUCUGUAUAUCUAUUACUCGGUCUCUCUUGGAGUCGCUGCUUGGUUUUGCUAUACGGCCCAGGACUCCGAAGGGCCGUGGCCAGCAGAAGAAAAAGAAAGAAGACAAGUCUACUUCGUCUGCACCAGGUUCAUCAACUACAACUCUAUUGGAGCGGAUUGUCAUCGAUAGCUGUGACUUAGCUCUCCCUGGGUCUUUCCUAGGAUGGACUGCGCUAGGGGAUUUGGAGGUUGGUAUGGCCAUGAUUGUGAGCACAGUUGUUGCUUCGAGAGAUAUUUGGUCGAAAUCUCAGCAAUAG
Messenger RNA from Aspergillus tanneri, 489 nucleotides. RefSeq lists its product as uncharacterized. The transcript has 2 exons. Gene Ontology annotation, cellular component: peroxisomal membrane. Gene Ontology annotation, biological process: peroxisome fission. The record is from RefSeq and is a predicted model, not a curated record. Lineage: Eukaryota; Fungi; Ascomycota; Eurotiomycetes; Eurotiales; Aspergillaceae. Bases 1 to 489 code for a protein of 162 amino acids.